Messenger RNA from Labrus bergylta (ballan wrasse), 1699 nucleotides. Lineage: Eukaryota; Metazoa; Chordata; Actinopteri; Labriformes; Labridae. The record is from RefSeq and is a predicted model, not a curated record.
AAGUGAGGCAUUGACCUAUUUUCUCUAUUGCUUUUUUUUUUUCAAAAUGUGUUGAAUAGAAGUACUCGGGGAUCAGGACGUGAAUCGAACUUGAGUUUAAAUCAUGUUACAAUAUGAACUCCCCGUAGGAAGAACCAUUCAUUUAUUGCGCGCUCGAGUGUGGUGGUGAGGGGUUGUCUUGGAGAUAGACGAUCUUUGGUGAAUACAGUUCACACAGCAGCACGAGCAGUGCAGCAAGAAACAUGUCGGAGACCGCGGCUAAACGUGAAGCUAACUGGGUUGAAUCUGAAAACUCAUCCCGCAAAGUUAAGAGGGCGAAAGCCGACGAGGAUAAUGGCCAUUUCAAAAUAAUGGUCUAUCUAUAGUGAUAUAAUAUGUGAAGUGUCUUUUCUUAGAAAUCAGACAAUGUUUUGCUCACAGUGAGACUGGCACAUUAAACAUGUCCUCAACAGUUUGCUGAUAAAGAGGCUGUGGUUAUCCUGGAGAAGACCCCCAUCAGAGAGGACACCCUGGCGGACCUCUUCAGUGGUUCAGUGCUGAAGCUGGAGAUGAAAAACGACAUUUACAGCACAUAUCGAUUACAGGCUCCCCAUCAUCUUAAUGAGAUAAAGACUACAGUAGUGUGUCCAGCUACAGAGAAGCAUAUCAAGAAAUACCAGCGUCAGGAGAGUUUUCUUGUGGAGGAGACUGGGGAGGACUAUGAGUCCAUCACUCUGCCCUACAUUCAGCAGCAGAGUUUCAGUCUGCAGUGGGUAUACAACAUCCUGGAAAAGAAUGCAGAGGCUGACAGGAUCGUUUUUGAAGAUCCUGACCCAAAGGUUGGCUUUGUCCUCCUCCCAGAUUUCAAAUGGGACCAAAAACAGGUGGAUGAUUUAUACCUGAUUGCAAUAGCACACUGUAGAGGUAUUAGGAGUCUCAGAGACCUGAAGUCCGAGCAUCUACCACUGCUGCAGAACAUCUUUGAGAAAGGAAAGGAGGCCAUCAUGCAGCGGUACAACCUUCCAGCCAGUAAGCUGAGAGUCUACCUGCACUACCAGCCAUCCUACUACCACCUUCACGUUCACUUCACCAAGCUGGGCUACGAGGCACCGGGCUGCGGUGUAGAGCGGGCCCACCUUCUCGCAGACGUUAUUCAAAACCUGCAGUCUGACUUCCAGUACUACAAAACUCGGACCCUGUACUUUCCCCUGAGGGCUGAAGACGGACUUCUCAGCAAGUUCAAGGAGUCGGGGAAGCUGUAGCAUGCUGCACACAAUUACUUGUUUAAAUAUUUUUGUAGUUUAUGUAGUCUUGUGCUCCAGGUGAUUUUAUUAUCAUUCUCAUAUCAGUCCUUCAUCCCUUAUAGGUAAAAAAGAAAAAGAAAAAGUAUAGCAUUGGAUAUAAAUAUGUUUUUUAUAUCUUUUCUUAAUGGUAUAGCUGAAUUUUCCUGUCUGAGUUAAACCUUAUUGUUCUUCUACUCAACCUGUUGAUGUGCUGUUAUUAUGCAAAAUUAUAUUAUUAUAAAUGAAAAUGGAUUUUCAUCAAAACAUUGUGAUUGUCAGGUUUAGUGGUAGAAUUGCAUUUUUUAUAUUUCCAGUAAUAUAAUGUGCAGAAGAUGUGUUACUUGCUUUAAGUAACCAAGAUUAAACACUAGAUGGCAGCAUUUCUAAUACCAUACUGAUUUAAUUAUUGUUUUUCCAUUACUGCCUAAAUGCAAAAU